Messenger RNA from Polistes dominula (European paper wasp), 1349 nucleotides. It is a transcript of the gene nopo, whose product is annotated as TRAF interacting protein no poles. Gene Ontology annotation, cellular component: site of DNA damage; nucleus. The record is from RefSeq and is a predicted model, not a curated record. Lineage: Eukaryota; Metazoa; Arthropoda; Insecta; Hymenoptera; Vespidae. Gene Ontology annotation, biological process: replication fork processing; protein ubiquitination. Gene Ontology annotation, molecular function: zinc ion binding; ubiquitin protein ligase activity.
UCGUUUUCUUCUUGUGUGCUUUUAAAAAAGAUAAUUUAAUUUUGUGAAUUCUAAGGAUUAAAAUGAAUAUUGUUUGUAUUAUAUGCAGUGAUUUAUUAGUACAAUCAGAUGAUGUGUUUAAUACACCUUGUGGUCACGUUUUUCACUUUUUGUGCUUAGUAAGGUGGUUGGAAAGAUCAAAAACAUGUCCACAGUGUCGAGAGAAAACUGAUCAAUCUAAAAUACAUAGAAUAUAUUUUAAUUUUUCUAAUGACACCAUCGUUGAAGAUUCAACUUACUUACAAGAAAAAGUUGAUAAACUUGGGUUUCAAAUUUUAAUCAAGGAUAAAGAACUCAAACAUUAUAGAGAACAAAAUCAAACUUGGGAGCAACACAAUUCUGAACUGCGAUGCGAAGUUAGAAAAGCUGAAAGUCAAGUACGUGAGAAAGAAAAUGCUAUUCAUGCCCUAAAAGAGCAACUAAAGUAUUUUAAAAAACAAUGCACAGAAGUAGAUGUUCUUAAACAGGAAACAACUAGGUUGAAAAAGAAAAUUACAGAUUUGCGAAGUAUACAACUUUUAAUGGAUGCUCCUGUCGAAGAUGUUGACGACAUGGUUUCAAAAACAAAAGAUCCCAGUACGCUUAUCACAUACGUAUCUAUAAUGAAAAGGGAAAUGGAUAGGUGUGUGGGUAAACGGAGAGAGUUAAGAACUAAAUUGCAAGAUGUACAGCAGGAACUUACUAAAACUUCUAUGGAACGUAAUUUUCUAUUGGAAGAACGAGAUAAACGGAAAUUAUUGGAAGCUGAAUUAACGGCUUKUGUAGCUGAAAAAGUAAUAUUACAAAAUAAACUUCAAGAUCUUGAAAAUAAUGAAAAAAGUAAAGCAUGUGUAUCACAUACGAUGAAAACAAAAGAGAGUCAUCAAGAUUCUAGUAAAACGUCUAAAGAAGAAGUUAAAAAUACUAAUAAAACGGAUAUCAAAAAUGAUAAAAAGAGUGCUGAAAAGAGAAAAGCAAAUAUCACGAAGGAGGAGUCUGAAAUAAGUUCUCCUAAUGUUCCUCUUAAAUCAAAAGGCAUUUUAGCUUUAAAGGAACAAUAUGCAACACGAAAAGCUAUAAAACCAACAUUUUCUAUUUUAAAAAAAAGACCAAGAUUAUCUCAUAGUUCUACUGAAUCUUUAAAAAGUGGUCCAAUCACAUAUGAUGGUUUUGGUGGUCAUUCAAAAUACGAUAAAUUUCCUAAUCCUAAUUCUAAAGUACAGAACAUGAAAGAUUACUUGUCGAAACCACAGGAAGAUAAUCAAAACUUUACUAGUUUACUUAUUUAAUUCUAGACCAUGAUAUUUUAGUUAUUUCAACAUUCUAUUUUU